AAAUUAAUACAUAAAAACAACUAUUUUUGUGUCAAUAUUUUAUUCCAAAAAAGAAAAUCCCAGAUCUUAACAAAAGACAUAAUUUAAAAGAAUUAAAAAAAUAUACAUAUAUUUUUUUAAAACAAAUAUAUUUAAAACUAAAUGUUACACUAUCAGCAAAACGAACAAUAUCCACAAUUGUUACCCUCAAAUCGACAACAGCAGCAACAACAAGUUCCAGUUUUAAAAGUCUAUUAUUUACGUUUAAAUUCCAAAGAAGACGGCUCUAAAGCAGCCGCCUGUUUAUUCGAAAAUAACAACAACAACAGUCGAAAUACGAAUACAACUAUGAAAACUUUAGCACCCAAUAUACGACGGCGACGUCGUUGUGAUCGUCAUCAUUUGGAAUUAUAUCAUGGCGGUGAUGGUGGAAAUAAGGCUUCUUCAUCGACUUCAUCACCCACCACGGAAUUUCCUCCAAAAUCAAAAUCGGCUUCAACAUCACCUAUUAGUGAUUUGGGUAUACCGGCUCCACCCAUUACACCGCCACCCGCUUUUCUUUCGGAAGGCUAUCGACGUUCGACCACACCUAGCAAGAGUGCAGCAGUAAAGAGAUCUUUAGAACCCAGAAAAGACAAGACUGAUGCACAACACGGUGGUAAUGGCACACUAUCACCCAAUACCGAACAGCCACCCUGUCAGGGUUCAAUGUUGCCACCACCCGGUGGUGGUAAUGUUAUUGUUGGCUCCCAACAAAAUCACUCACACAUGGUUAGUGGUCGUGAUCAACAUGAUUCCCAUACACAAAAUUCCAAAAUGGAACGUCCCAACACAUUGGGCACCAAUAAAUUAGCAAGACGUGUUAAUGUCUGCUAUGAACACUAUCCCGAUGGUUCUUCAAAUGCCAUGAUGGGUGGUCCACUCGGUAGUACACCACCCCCUUAUACUGAUGCUUCAGGUGGCGGUCAUCAUCACCAUCAUCAUGAUGGUCGCGGUAAAAUGGUUGGUGGUGUUAUGCUUUCAGAAUUGCCAGAACCUCCAAUACCCGUUUCGGAAAUUGGUCCCAUCCCACCGCCUCCUAUGUUUUCGACACCAUCGCCAACUUUAGUGGCUGGAAGACCGCAUGGGCCGGGCGCCAUUAACGAUAAGGAUUAUCAGCCAUACGAUGAUUAUGAUAACGAUAACGAAGAUGAUAACGGUUCGGACAAUGACUACAACUAUCAAACGUAUUCCAAUCAUAUCGAUACACAACGCAUAGAGGAAAUUCCAGCCAAAGAGCCUAAAUUAAAUGCAGUUCCUCUCAAGUCGGCCCUUAAAAAGAAACCGGGACAGAAUUCAUCAUCCCCCGCCACACCCAUACAAGAUCACAGCAAUGCCAAUGGUACACUGCCUCAGGGCAUGGGCAAUAAUAGUAAUAACAGCAAUAACAGCAGUGGCGGUGGUCAUGGUGGUUCAUCAACUCAACAGCGUCCCUUGGUAGUCAGACAGGAUGCCACCAAUAGUUAUAAUCUAAAGCCCAUACUACGACCACGGAUUAGAAUAUGUAGGCAACAAAUGUUUAACAUUAAUUUACCAUGUACCAUGGAAAAUAAGGAGAAUACACGGCCAUAUGUGAUACGAGAAACGAGUAGUGAUAGCAGCGAUGAAGAUGGCAGUCGUGUACUCUAUCGUGAUGAUGAUACAUCACGUCAAGCCAAAAUAGCGCGCAAGGAAUCAUUAUCAUUGAAAUUGCAAUUACGUCCUGACAAACAGGAUCUUAUAAAUCGCAAUAUCUUGCAUCCGGUCAAUGAUAAUGAGAUUAAAGAGAGUAAGGAGGCCAUAGGAGCAAGAUUAAUAAGACGUUUAUCGAUGCGACCCACAGCUGAUGAAUUGGUGGAACGUAAUAUUUUAAAGACAACAACACCCGCCGAAGAGAAAAAGCAAAAAGAAGAGAAAAAAUCAUAUUUAUUGCGUAAGUUGAGUUUUCGACCCACCGUCGAGGAGCUGAAAGAAAAGAAAAUUAUACGUUUCAAUGAUUAUAUUGAAGUGACCCAAGCUCACGAUUAUGAUCGUCGAGCCGAUAAGCCAUGGACAAGACUGACACCAAAGGAUAAGGCUGCCAUACGUAAAGAAUUAAAUGAAUUUAAAUCAAGCGAAAUGGCAGUACACGAGGGCAGUCGGCAUUUAACAAGGUUCCAUAGGCCAUGACAAUUGCAAUGGCAGAAAUUAACAACAACAAAAACUCCAUACCCAACAAAAUUUUGUGCAACAAAAUAUAAAAAAUUUUAAAUAAAAAAAGUCAAAAAAUU
Molecule: messenger RNA, 2267 nt
Organism: Lucilia cuprina (Australian sheep blowfly)
Lineage: Eukaryota; Metazoa; Arthropoda; Insecta; Diptera; Calliphoridae
Product: phosphatase and actin regulator 4-like
Exons: 8
Coding region: 142-2166 (674 amino acids)
Biological process (GO): actin cytoskeleton organization
Molecular function (GO): actin binding
Source: RefSeq, a predicted model, not a curated record